AUGGUAUUCCUCACUUGGAAAAGUAGGAAUGAGAUGAUAAAUGGAAGCAAAGAGGAUAGUGUAAAUGUGAUAGCAGCAAAUGCAGUUCGACUUGCUUCAUCUUCAAAUGCCUUUAAUCUAACUUCGGUCAACUGGGAUUCUAAUCAGCUUAGGCUAUUUUCUUCCACUUGGAAUCCCCCUCCAACCGAUUGGAUUAAACUUAAUGUUGAUGCAGUCCUUCACAGUUCAUACAAAUCAGGAGUUGGCGGGAUAAUAAGAGAUAGUAAACGAAGAUUUUUAUUUGCCUUUGGAUUUAAAGGCAUUCACUGGGAUAGUUUGGUCUUGGAGCUAGAAGUAAUACUAUCAUUGAGAAAGCUGGUUCAAGAUUGGAUGUAUGAGGUGAAAGGAAUUAUCAUAGAAGGAGAUAACUUCAAUGUAAUGAAGUUUGUGCAGGAAAUGCUUAACAAAGAGGAUUUUAGGAAUGACGGCACUAUCCAAG
This is a messenger RNA of Dendrobium catenatum, 478 nucleotides long. RefSeq lists its product as uncharacterized. Lineage: Eukaryota; Viridiplantae; Streptophyta; Magnoliopsida; Asparagales; Orchidaceae. The transcript has a single exon. The annotation marks the transcript as partial. The record is from RefSeq and is a predicted model, not a curated record.